This is a messenger RNA of Prunus armeniaca (apricot), 210 nucleotides long. The record is from the annotation of a GenBank genome assembly. NCBI's taxonomy places the organism in Eukaryota, Viridiplantae, Streptophyta, Magnoliopsida, Rosales, Rosaceae.
AUGGUGUCCGUGUGGCCAAGGCUCGAGAAAUCUAAAGAUUUGGGAAGGAGAAAAAAACAUGGCCCCAGUGUGGCCAGGACUAAUAAACCGAAAGACUUGGUUGAUGCAAAGGGAAUUGAGAUCGGCCAGUAUCCGGUGUGGCGAGGACGUGAUGGACUGGCUCUGUCGUCCAAUUGUUUUGUUGUUGAGUUCCCAUCAUUUUCCUUCUAA